Cornus florida is the source of this 753-nucleotide messenger RNA. Its product is annotated as agamous-like MADS-box protein MADS3. Lineage: Eukaryota; Viridiplantae; Streptophyta; Magnoliopsida; Cornales; Cornaceae. Gene Ontology annotation, molecular function: DNA-binding transcription factor activity, RNA polymerase II-specific; RNA polymerase II cis-regulatory region sequence-specific DNA binding; protein dimerization activity. Gene Ontology annotation, biological process: positive regulation of transcription by RNA polymerase II. The coding region runs from base 1 to 753 and encodes 250 amino acids. Gene Ontology annotation, cellular component: nucleus. The record is from RefSeq and is a predicted model, not a curated record. The transcript is spliced from 8 exons.
AUGGGGAGAGGGAGAGUGGAACUGAAGAGGAUAGAGAACAAGAUCAAUCGUCAAGUCACUUUCUCUAAACGCAGAAAUGGUCUGCUCAAGAAAGCUUAUGAGCUUUCUGUUCUCUGCGAUGCUGAGGUGGCUCUCAUCAUCUUCUCCAGUCGCGGCAAGCUCUAUGAGUUCGGUAGCUCUGGUAUGACCAAGACCCUUGAGAGAUAUCAACGUUGCUGUUUUAAUCCUCAGGACAACAAUGUGGAACGUGAAACUCAGAGCUGGUGCCAAGAGGUGUCAAAAUUAAAGGCAAAAUAUGAAUCUCUUCAACGCACUCAAAGGCAUUUGCUUGGAGAAGAUCUUGGACCACUGAGUGUGAAAGAGUUGCAAAAUCUUGAGAAACAGCUUGAAGGAGCUCUCGCGCAAGCUAGGCAAAGGAAGACACUGUUAAUGAUAGAGCAAAUGGAUGAGCUUCGAAGAAAGGAGCGUCAUCUUGGAGACAUGAACAAGCAACUCAAGACUAGGGUUUCGCUUGAGUUGACUCCGCUUGAAGCUGAAGGACAAGGUCUUAGAGCCCUCCCAUGCUCAUGGAAUUCUAAUGCAUCAGCUGGGACCAGCUGCUUUCUCGUGCACCCUUCUCAAUCCAAUCCCAUGGACUGUGAACCUGAACCUGUCUUACAAAUAGGGUACCCUCAUUACGUUCCAGGGGAAGGAUCGUCUGUUCCAAGGAGCAUGGCUGGUGAGAGUAACAUCAUGCACGGUUGGGUUCUUUGA